GAGGAAGCGAAGAUAAGAAGGAAAAACAAAGGGGUAUUAAUAUUGGGAGCGCUUCUUCCGGCGAUCGAGAUUGAAGCGGCGGGAAGAGGAAGAGCUUCCACAUGCGGCAUUCGUUGACUAUAAAACCACAAUGUCUCGAUAUCAAUGGAGGUAUCAAGCGUCGUCUUCAAAGUUUCGAGAUCGACGGGGAUUACAGAACCGGGUGGUGUUCUUGCCUUCAACGUGUUCGAUCGAAUGCCGCAGAGGUUUUACUUCCUUUAAGGUUAGAGCUUUCAGAAGAAGGCCGAUUGCAGGAAGAUUUCCCGAUUGGAUUUUCGAUAAGAUUUAGUGUUUGGAUAGAAAGAGAAGAGAAUAAGUGAUAGGAUGGUUGGUGGCAUGGAAUUGAGUUCCAGUAGUGGAGGCGCUUCUUUUGAAGGGAAGUUCACUUUUUAUGUGGCUGUCUGUGCAAUAAUUGCAGCAACUGGAGGCCUUAUGUUUGGCUAUGAUAUUGGGAUAUCUGGAGGAGUGACAGCAAUGGAUGGAUUUCUACAAAAAUUUUUCCAUAAUGUAUAUGUGAGAAAGCAUCUGGCCCAUGAGAACAACUACUGCAAGUAUGACAACCAGGGCCUUCAGCUCUUCACCUCUUCACUGUAUCUUGCAGCCAUCAUCGCUAGUUUCUUGGCAUCUAAGUCCUGCUCCAAGUAUGGGCGUAAACCAACCAUGCAAGCUGCUUCUGUCUUCUUCAUGGCUGGUACAGUUCUAUGCGCUGGUGCUGUCAACCUGUCCAUGCUUAUCAUAGGCAGGAUACUCCUCGGAGUGGGAGUCGGAUUUGCCAACCAGGCAGUUCCACUGUUUCUAUCAGAGCUUGCUCCUGCAAAAAUUAGAGGAGCUCUGAACAUCCUCUUCCAACUCGACGUUACCAUUGGCAUCUUCAUCGCCAACAUUGUCAACUACUUCACUUCCGAAAUUCACCCAUGGGGCUGGCGGCUCUCCCUCGGCCUAGCCGGAGUUCCAGCAUCCAUCUUAUGCUUGGGAUCCUUCAUCAUUCCCGAGACGCCAUCAAGUCUCGUCGAGCGAGGGAUGCUCGAAGAAGGGCUUAAGAUGUUGAGGAAGGUUAGGGGGGUGGAGAACGUCGAAGCCGAAUUCGAGGAGAUGAAACAGGCCAGCAAGAUGGCACAACAGGUGAAGCACCCUUACAGGAUGCUCAUGAAUCGACCGAGCAGACCGCCACUGGUGAUCGGCAUGCUGAUGCAGGUGUUCCAGCAGUUCACCGGCAUCAAUGCCAUUAUGUUUUAUGCACCCGUCCUCUUUCAGACUGUCGGUUUCAAGAACAAUGCGUCGUUGCUGUCGGCAGUCAUCACCGGUGUUGUAAAUGUGGUCAGCACAAUUAUAUCUGUGCUCUCGGUGGACAGAGCUGGAAGAAGGAUCUUGUUGCUUUCUGCUUGUUUCUUGAUGUUCAUUGCUCAGACUACAAUUGGAAGCCUUCUCUAUGCUUACUUGAAGACUACAAACAGCCUCCACAAAGGGACAGCCAUUGUAGUAGUCCUUCUGGUCUGCAUCUUUGUCAUGAGCUUUGCAUGGUCUUGGGGUCCUCUUGGCUGGUUGAUACCAAGCGAAACCUUCCCGUUGGAGACGAGAACCGCCGGGUUUGCUUUCGCCGUGAGCACGAACAUGCUCUUCACCUUCCUCAUAGCCCAAGCCUUCCUUUCCAUGUUGUGCCACAUGAAGGCCGGCAUCUUCUUCUUCUUCGCGGCCUGGAUCUUCAUCAUGGGAUUAUUCGCCAUGUUCUUGUUGCCUGAGACGAAGGGAGUUCCGAUCGACGAGAUGAACGAACGAGUCUGGAAGCAACACUGGUACUGGAAGAAGUUCAUGGCAGACAAGGAUGAUGCCGUUCAUGAUGACAACUUUGUGGUUUGAUUUGCAAUUUUUUUUUUUAAGAUGUCGUAAACAUUUUGAUCAGAUUUUUAUAUGUUAAAUGGAGACUUAAG
Phalaenopsis equestris is the source of this 1967-nucleotide messenger RNA. Its product is annotated as sugar transport protein 8-like. The record is from RefSeq and is a predicted model, not a curated record. Gene Ontology annotation, cellular component: membrane. Bases 364 to 1896 code for a protein of 510 amino acids. The transcript is spliced from 5 exons. Gene Ontology annotation, biological process: monosaccharide transmembrane transport. NCBI's taxonomy places the organism in Eukaryota, Viridiplantae, Streptophyta, Magnoliopsida, Asparagales, Orchidaceae. Gene Ontology annotation, molecular function: monosaccharide transmembrane transporter activity.